Messenger RNA from Penicillium coprophilum, 990 nucleotides. RefSeq names its product putative TIM barrel metal-dependent hydrolase. The transcript has a single exon. Bases 1 to 990 code for a protein of 329 amino acids. Gene Ontology annotation, molecular function: hydrolase activity. NCBI's taxonomy places the organism in Eukaryota, Fungi, Ascomycota, Eurotiomycetes, Eurotiales, Aspergillaceae. The record is from RefSeq and is a predicted model, not a curated record.
AUGCUGACUGCUGCUCAGCCCAAACCCAUUGUAUUCCGCGAGCUUCCAUCUAUAUCGCUUGAUGUCCUUUCCACUCGUUUAGGGCAGCGGCGUUCGACACAUGUCUCGACCGCAAGUGUAUCGCUCAAGCAGAGACUGCCUCCAAAAUCCUGGGAUAGUCACAUGCACGUUGUGGAACCCGAGCGAUUUCCUAUCUCUGCAACAGCGGUGUAUAAACCAUCCCCACAUACGUUGCGCGAAGCUCUCGCCUUUGAGUCUGGACUAGGCGUUGAGAAUCUCGUCUUUGUACAACCGUCAGUUUAUGGCACGGACAAUUCAUGUUUAUUAGAUGCCUUGCGAAGACUUGGGCCCUCGCGUGGCCGGGGGGUUGUCGUCGUCGACCCUGCCACCGUUGAACCGGAGACUUUGGACGAAUGGCAUACCCUCGGAGUUCGCGGACUGAGAAUCAACCUUCAGUCUGUGGGAAAAGUGAUGGAUAAGACCGAACUGGAAGAAACCUUACUCCAGCAUGCUGAGAUUGCCCGGCCUCGCAACUGGAUCAUCGAGAUUUAUCUUCCCCUCAAGAUGGUCUCAAUGAUCGAGUCAAUCCUCCCACGGCUAGGCGUGCGUAUUUGCAUCGACCAUUUUGGCAGCCCCGAGCUCGCGUCGUGGGAUAAUGAUGGUGCGGUAUUCAACCCCUACAAUCUUCAAGGGUUCUCGUCUUUGAUCUCUUUGCUUCGCGCUGGGAGCACAUAUGUUAAAGUGUCUGCGCCGUAUCGACUUAGCAAAGACCAUCAAAUGCGUGAUCUUCGAGCUAUGGCCCGCGAGUUCUUGUCUGUCGCACCUAAUCGAGUCAUAUAUGCCACUGAUUGGCCGCACACCCGAUUCUCUAGUGUUGAUAUUAGUCCGUUCACUGAAUGUUGCUUGGAAUUAUGCGCGACCAAGCCGGGGCUAGCGGAGCGUUUGUUUCGCAGAAACACCGAGGAGAUGCUUGGUGUAGUCUCCUAUUGA